This is a messenger RNA of Biomphalaria glabrata, 851 nucleotides long. RefSeq lists its product as uncharacterized. Bases 188 to 790 code for a protein of 200 amino acids. NCBI's taxonomy places the organism in Eukaryota, Metazoa, Mollusca, Gastropoda, Planorbidae. The transcript has 5 exons. The record is from RefSeq and is a predicted model, not a curated record.
CACAGGUUUGUUAGGGAAAGCACUUCCUGUGAACAUAAUCUUGUGCUCGGACGGUGAAAGAAAAAAGAAGGGCGUGUUUUCGAGAGAGCCUUGGGGGGUCACGUCAGUCGGAGACUCGGAACAGUUGAGGACCAGCAGAGGACGAGAUCUCUAGACCGAGAUUUGAAAGAAGCAGUUCUACCAGCACAUGGCUCUAUCCAAGAUGGAAGUCUACAUCUUUGUCUUUCUCUGUGCUGGCUUGAUGUCAACAAUACUAGGACUGAAACCUAUCGGUCAAGAAAGUAAAAAGCCACCACCAGAUCCUGCCACCUGUGCGAACUAUCCUGGGUUUCAGCUGUACCGAAACAAGCAUGUGCAGAUGUGUUUAAAGUUUAUCAAGUUCCAGAAUUCAAGUCAAAAUGCGCCUGCUCAAUAUCGUUGUGGACAUGAAGGUUCACUCAUUGCUACAUUCGAGUCUAAAGAAAAACUUGAAAUUCUCCAACAGCAAAAAAGAUGCGUAUGGGUAGAUUUCGAACAAACUGCUUCUGGAGCAAAUUAUUUUGUUUUUGGGCGACUUACUUAUGAAGUGAAGUACGAUGAGCAAAAGCAUAAAGAUCUAUUUUACCAAGGUUCUCCGCGCUACAUUAAUAGCAAGGACAGUAUAACAAUUUCAGUCUAUAGGGAUCUUUGUGGUUUCUACCACCCUAAGUACAGACUGUUUGCUAUGGAAUAUUGUGAUUUCCCUGGCCGAAGGUACAGAAAUUGCAAUUUUGGUGUUGUAUGUGAGAAAUGGGAAUAUACCUUAGAUUAAUCUGGAAUACAACUGGAAUUAUUUUGGCACUAUUUCAUGAAUUAAAUAUGUAUAUAUGUAU